Messenger RNA from Lates calcarifer (barramundi perch), 6553 nucleotides. RefSeq names its product inositol polyphosphate-5-phosphatase F (gene inpp5f). NCBI's taxonomy places the organism in Eukaryota, Metazoa, Chordata, Actinopteri, Centropomidae. The transcript has 20 exons. Gene Ontology annotation, cellular component: early endosome; clathrin-coated endocytic vesicle. Gene Ontology annotation, biological process: phosphatidylinositol dephosphorylation; regulation of endocytic recycling. The record is from RefSeq and is a predicted model, not a curated record. Gene Ontology annotation, molecular function: phosphatidylinositol-4-phosphate phosphatase activity. The coding region runs from base 439 to 3864 and encodes 1141 amino acids.
UACCUGUACAUCGGUGAUGACGGCUCUGUCACAGAUCACGUGUCAUUGUUUGGAGCAGGAAACUGUCUCGUCGGUUACGUCCUGAACGCAACACACACCAGCCGCUGCCCGGGACACUUUCCUCACUCACUGAUGUGUAUUUGCCCCUCACCGUGUCCGGCAAGGGAUGCCUCUCCGGUAGAAGGGAAAUCUGAUUACCAACAUGCGUAGAUGUGGGAUAAACAAAUCCGACACGCAUCCAGCUGCUGCCGCCGCCGCCGCUGCUAGCUCGCUAGGUAGCUAGCCACCGUAGCUCAGCCCAGCUCGGCAGCCUGCGGGGGGGGAAAGGGAGCUAACCGUGGCUAGCUAAACCUCCAAGACGUGGAAGUUGAUAAUUACCUGGCUGCUAAGUCAGCUAGUUGUUUAUUUUUUUGUAAGGAAACAAAAGGAGGAGACAAAAUGGAGCUGUUCCAAGCCAAAGACGACUACAUUCUCCAGAGCGGGGACCGAGCUCUGUGGUGCAGCCGAAAAGAUGGGACCAUGACCGUCAGACCUGCGACAGACCUGCUGUUGGCCUGGAACCCGGUGUGUUUGGGUUUGGUGGAAGGUGUCAUUGGAAAGAUACAGCUUCACACAGAUCUUCCUCUCGGCCUCGUUUUAAUCCGCCAGAAAGCGCUGGUGGGCCAUUUACCGGGCAACCACAAAGUCUACAAGAUCACCAAGAUAGCUGUCAUCCCUCUGUCUGAUGAGGAGCCCCAGGAGCUCGAGCUGGAGCUUUGCAAGAAGCAUCACUUCGGCAUCGACAAACCAGAGAAACUGGCCCAGUCUCCAGACGAGUCAAAGUUCUUGAUGAAAACUUUAAGUCAGAUCAAAUCUAACGUGGCUGUGCCCAUCAAGAAAAAGUAUUCCCCUGCCUUCCAGGUCAAGGAAAACAAAGAGAAGGAGCGGCUGGAGAGGCGGCUGCUGGAUGAGCUGUACAAGAUAUUCAUGGACUCCGACUCCUUCUACUACAGCAUGACCUACGACCUGACAAACAGCGUGCAGCGUCAGGGAGACUCAGAGAAGACCGGCUUACCUCUGUGGAAACAGGUGGAUGACCGUUUCUUCUGGAAUAAACACAUGAUCCAAGACCUUAUUGACCUUCAGGUCCCGGAGGUUGACUUCUGGGUGAUACCGAUCAUCCAGGGGUUUGUGCAAGUGGAGGAGCUGGUGGUGAACUACAACGAGACGUCCGACGAGGAGAGGAGCAGCCCCGAGACCCCGCCGCAGGAAAUCACCUGCGUGGAUGACAUCCACCCUCGCUUCACCGUGGCCCUGAUCUCCAGGCGUAGCCGGCACCGCGCAGGGAUGCGGUACAAACGCAGAGGAGUGGAUACAGAUGGCCAUGUGGCUAACUAUGUGGAGACAGAGCAGCUGAUCCACGUGCACAGCCACACUCUGUCCUUUGUGCAGACUCGUGGCUCCGUGCCGGUCUUCUGGAGCCAGGCGGGGUACCGCUACAACCCCCGUCCACGCUUAGAGAAAGGGGAGAAGGAGACGAUGUCUUACUUUGCUGCUCACUUUGAAGAGCAGCUAAAACUCUACAAGAAGCAGGUCAUCAUUAACUUGGUGGAUCAAAGCGGACGAGAGAAGAUAAUCGGCGACGCGUAUCUGAAGCAAGUCCUGCUUUACAACAACCCGAACCUCACAUAUGUUUCGUUUGACUUCCACGAGCACUGCCGAGGUAUGAGGUUUGAGAACGUACAAAUACUGACGGAUGCAAUUUCUGAUAUCAUCACUGACAUGAAAUGGGCCUGGGUGGACCAAGCAGGAGUCAUCUGCAAACAGGAGGGAAUCUUCAGAGUCAACUGUAUGGACUGUCUGGACCGGACCAAUGUGGUUCAGGCUGCUGUCGCUCGGGUCGUGAUGGAGCAACAGCUGAAGAAACUGGGUGUGAUGCCCCCAGAGCAGCCUCUGCCUCUCAAGUGCUACAGGAUUUAUCAGAUCAUGUGGGCCAACAACGGAGACACCAUCAGCAGACAGUAUGCAGGCACAGCGGCGCUCAAGGGAGAUUUCACCAGGACGGGGGAGAGGAAACUGGCCGGUGUGAUGAAGGAUGGCGUGAACUCAGCCAACCGCUACUAUCUGAACCGCUUUAGGGACGCUUACCGACAGGCAGUCAUCGACCUAAUGAUGGGCCUGCCGGUGACUGAGGACCUGUACUCCAUCUUCAGCAAAGAGAAGGAGCACGAAGAGAAGGAGAAAGAGAGCCAGAGAGGAGCUCAGGAGCAGGUCAGCCUCCUGCUGCAGACCUACAUGCAGCUUUUGCUGCCGGAUGACGAGAAGUUUCACGGUGGCUGGGCCCUCAUCAACUGUGACAUGAGCCUCAUUGAUGCAACCAACAAAGACGUUGAUGUGCUGCUACUCCUGUCCGACAAAGCCUACUACAUCGCUUACUACGAUGAGGAGGCAGAUAAAGUCAACCAAUACCAGCGCCUCAAUUUAGAGGGUUUGGAAAAGAUCGAGAUUGGUCCAGAGCCGACUUUGUUUGGGAAGCCAAAGUUUUGCUGCAUGCGUUUGCACUACAGGAACGAAGAGACGAGCGGGUACUUUCACACUCUGAGGGCAGCAACACGAAACCCUGAGGACGAUGGAAAAGAUACGUUGCAAUGCAUAGCUGAGAUGCUCCGCAUAACAAAACAGGCCACAGGGUUGGACCUGCUUGUGGUCGAAAAGAAGCUGGAGAGGCGACAGAGCAGACCUCAUGAGGACAUCAUGGGAAUCCAGAACAAACCUGCUGAUCAGGUCCAGGGUAGCUCUGGUUUGGCACAGGGCAAAAGUUUCCUCCUCAACAAAUUCUCCUCCCUCAAUCAGAAAGUGAAACAGACCAAGACGAAUGUAAACAUCGGCCCCUUCAAGCCGCUGGGGAAGCUCGGCACCUUUUCCAAGCCUGACGUAAAAGUGAAUUUCCUAAAACCAACUAUGCACGUCAACCUGUGGAAGUCGGACAGCAGUUUAGAGACGUCGGACAACACCGGCGCCGGAGCCUUGAAAGACAUCGGUGACGAUCACUCUGAGAUCUCCGACGACUCUGACUCCUAUAACUCUGACCCGGAGCACCCCUGCUCUGGUUCUUUGGAGAACGUGGACUAUGUGCUGCCCAGCUGCGGCAUCGUAGCAUCAAACCCACGACUGGGCAGCCGCUCCCAGUCGAUCGGUAGCGUGGAGCUAAAUAUCCCCUCCGUUAUCCGGGUCACUGGCUGUGACGGAGUGCAGGAAAGCUCCUCUCAAGUCGGCGACGACAAGUCUCCAGGUGCCGCCUCGGUGGCUGAAGAAGCCAUCCUGAUUGACUUUGGUACUCCCAUUGAUGCCUACUGCCACCAGUUCGUCCAGGAUGCACAGACCAAACCUGUUGAGGUGUUUGGAGAGCAUCCGCCAGCUCCAGUACCUCCACUCAACCCUACGGUGCCUGUGCAGAACAAGACCCCAGCAGAAUCAGACAAGCAGCCGAGCUCCGAGCAACAGCAGCAGGAAGAGCCCCAGCUCCCCAGGCCAUCCCAGCUUGACGUCCAGUCCACUACCUCCAGUUCCAACCUCCUCACCGUCCAGAAGCCCAGCUCUGCGGUCUCGGGAGGCUCUCAGAGGAGUCUGAGUUCGCAGUUGGAGGGCAGCCUCGGCCCCUCGCCCGCUGACAGCAACGGCAGCCGAGUGGUGUCCCCCUUUGCCAAGAUCAAGAGCUCCAUGGUCCAGGUGGCCAGCCUCACCCAGGCCGGACUCACCCAGGGCAUCAACUUCGCCGUGGCAAAGGUACAGAAGAGCCCCGAGCCGGACGCCGUCAACGAAGCCCAAGAGAGUGAGCUGAAGGCAAUGUUUACACAGUGCCAGACCAGGAUCAUUCAGAUCUAGUGCUUUCCUUGUAGCAGUACCGACGUGUUCAAACUUCCUGUAUGGUAGCAGUAGCAAAAGCUUGCACAUAGCGUCACUACUCGGCCAAGAAAACGCGCUCUUAAAUUCGCCCUUUAGUUAAACUCGCCCGUAUUAACAACGACUCUUGUACAGAAUUUACAAACAUACAACAUAAGCCCCACAUGAUGGUGACCAUGUUUACAUGCACACAACUAUGAAUUCCUUUACUCGUAAGGGAGCUCACCCUUUUGCCAUUGCAAUCUCAUUUAAAACGAUCAGUUGUCAUGAAUAUAAGUAACUGAAACGCGUAUGCACAUCUAAAAUCCAAAAUCACUCCAGAAAUCCUGCAGCUGCUGAAUUAGAUUUGUCAAAGUACAGUUUCCCUAUUAAAUCAGAGAUAAAUAACUAACGCAUCAUAAGAUAAUUAGGUUUUUAAGGUGUUUUAAACUCCUAGAGUCGUAAGCAGGGUGUUUUUGUGCACGUAAACAUGUCGCUGUGCUCGGUCUGAAAAGUCUUAACUACCCACAAUGCUUGCAUGUGAGGUUAACGGUAACAUCAGAUUUUUUGACGAGGCUGCAUGUUGAAAACGACCAACUCUCGACUCCUUAUCAUGUACUGUACCGUCAUCCUGUAUGUGCAGGUCACUUAUUGGCGUUUGUGAUACAUAUAAAUAGAUAUAUAAAAAGAAAACAACCUUUGAUUUGUUAACAGUUGUCGUAGAAGCAGACCAAAUAUCUUUCGUGGUUUUUUUUCCCCCAAAAGGACGAUUCCAUGUUAACCAUUACCCUUUGUAUAGCUGUCAGAAACUAGCCAGACGACAUACUGUACGUAGUUAAUCCUAUGUAAUAUCAAUGUUGUCAAGUGUAACUUAGAAGAUUAUAGACAUAACGACUACACAAGACCUUAGUAAGUAAGAGUAUCCUGGUUGUUGAUAUGUACAGUGAGUAUUGUAUGUUUAACUGUUCCCUGAGUAGAGCCUUCCCUUCAGCUUUUUUGGUAUUGAUGGUAGGGUGGCAGCUUAACGUGUUCAAAGAGGUAUGAGCAUUAUAUUUUGAAGGAGAAGGACGCCCAGCACUGUCGUUGCUAACCACGAGUAAACCAGAAACCUGCUGGUUGGAGUUGUUUUUGAUAGAUAUAUAUAUAUAUAGAAAGAACUAUUCUGCUAAUGGUUGUACUAAUUGUUUUUGAACUCAGUCAGCGUUGAUUUUGACGUUGCAUGUUUGACAAAGACAGGAGAGUAGCAUAUAGUAGGUAUAUAUGCAAUUGCACCCACCUGAUUUUAUUUAGAAACACUGACGCUUUAUGCACUCCCCUAAACUGAAAGCAUAUUUGCCUUAAACAGGGAACUGAAGUGGGGUUAUGUAUAUCAGGUAUUUAUGGCAAAAUCUACCUUUUUAAGUCCAUUCUUACAUGUUACAUUUGGUGUACUGUAUAUAUAUAUUAAAAAAAGAUCAUGUUCAGGGUUACUGUCUGUCAUUGAGCUUUAUCUUGGGAUGUUUCAGCUGCCACGGAGCAGGUUUAAGAGGCGUAAACUGUUGCUGCUGGUGUUUUGGACUGCUUGUUGUUAUAUUUAUGUGCUACGACGCUGUAAACACUGUUAAACUGUUGGUGUGUUUUUGCGUUAACCUCAGGAGAGAGGUUUUGCCUCGUUAGGCGCCCGUUAAACUUUAAAAAUCUCCCACAGAUGAAAUUAAAACACCACCUCAUCCUACUCUUACGUGUUUAUCUGUCUGUUCCUCAUUAAUAAUAAUAAUAAUAAUAAUGAUGAUAAUCUGUUUUGCUUCCAGCUGAAAUAGCCCAAGAUAAAACGGUCACUCGUUUAAUAUUUUGUGUUCUGCUUUCUGCAUUCGGCUUGCUCACCAGCAGAUAGGAUGUGGGAUUCUUGUAUAUUUUAUCUGAUAAUAUAACUGUAUCAAAACGAGAGUGUUGCCUUGGCUGCUUUGUGGGUGCUAGAUUAUAAUAUAGUUAACGAACCUGCUGAUAGUGUGUGUGGUGCUGCCAAAGCUUGAAGGAUACAGCUGUAAUGCAAAGAGGGUAAAAAAUUUUUUGUUUGUUUGUUUGCUUUUUUUUUUUUUUAUUUCCUUCAGGAUCGCAAACACUGGAGCAGUUCUCAAGCAAAAGCAGAAACUUGUUCUGUCCUAAACUGGCUGUAUUAAGCUAAAAGGAACAGUAAAUCCUCAACAUUCCUGAUAGAGACCACAAUGCUAGAAGUGUUUUUAUAUGCAAAAGCUGACAUAGUUAAAAGAUUUAAUCCUGUAUUUGCUGGGUGAGAUUUUUUUUUUUUUGGUCUCCAUACCUUAUUAUUUUUACACCAAGUGCUUUUGCAACCACCUCUUUGUUUGUCGUCUGUGGUUGUCUCCCCCGUCUUCCCCUUCCUCUCCCAUUAGGACCCCAGACCAUGACAAAUUAUCAUGUGACUCGAGGUCCUUAAAGCAUUUGAUUUGCACUGUUCCAAGCACAUUUUUCUAGCAUUAGCACCAUUUCAUCUGAAUGUCUGUGGUCAUGUCUCUCCUCUUUACCAACUGACUGUUGUUGUCAUUGUUUUCCACAGUGUACUGAGAUUGUAUUGUAUAUUAAAGUAUCCUAUUUAUUCUUAUCUUUUUUUUGGGUGUGUUACUUGAUAACAAAGUGCACUGUACACUCUUUGUUUAGGAAGAUAUUCCAUCGGAAUAAAAAGUACAUGAGUGAA